AUGAGUAGUGAGGAGGCUCCACGACCCGUACUUGGGCUAGAGCGCAGCCAGGACACACAUCCCCAGGAUGCGCCCAAUUCAGAACCAUGCGUGCAGCAUGAAUUGGAUGAAUUGCGGUGCAAAUACAAAAAUCUACUGCGCUAAGAUAGAGAGCGCAAUUAAUAAAUUACAUGACGAUUAUGCCGCGAUGGUGUUAGAGCUCAUACAACAGUUGGCCAAAUAUGAAGAUGCCGAAGACGAGCAGGACGAACAGGACAAGCAAGACGAACAGGACGAACAAGACGUUGAGAUAUUGAAGGAUCAAAUCGACAGCCUGAAACAGAAUCUGUGCGCCAAGCAGAAUGAGCUGGUUGAGGCGCUGGAGAUUGCUGAUGAAUAUGAAGAUGAUGACGAGCAGGAGCAAUCCCGUAAGAUAUUGAUUGAUCUAAUAGAUUGUUUAGAGAAGAAUCUGAGCGCCAAGCGCGAUGCACUGGAGGAGAGGCAACAGUUAAUGAAAAUGAGUACAGAAGAGCCUCUGGUAGAUGGCAACGCCGAAAAAGCGCCAGUCUCCAUUGCACCAAAUCACACUAAUAGCAAGGGUAAUUUCCUGUUAGCCAGGAUGAAAGAUCUCAAGAACUGUACACAUCAAGCGCUGGCAUAUAUUUUCGAACCAAUGUUAUUAUCGAGACGACGACAUGAAAUGUUGCUAUUCGAUGAUGAAAUGAGGCAUGGGAAUUCUCUUUUUGGUAAAAUGAUAGGCUCAAUUGUUUAACUCUUGUCCUUUUCGUGCGGAUACCAUGCAAGAAUAGCAUUUAUUUCUUUUUAUCGAUAUAUCUCCCGAUCCGAUAUCGAUAUCGAUACUUCGGACAUAUUGUAUUGUGGGUUGCAUGUUUUCUUAUCGCUUUACAGCACGCUUACGUUAAUUACAUUCAAAUUUACAUUCUAUUGGUUGUCGAUCUUACAUCCACACAUAUUAUAAAAUCAUUUACUGUUUACGAAUCUUUGUUAAAAUCUAAUGUAUUUAAUA
Messenger RNA from Drosophila montana, 1006 nucleotides. RefSeq lists its product as uncharacterized. The transcript has 2 exons. The coding region runs from base 68 to 751 and encodes 227 amino acids. The record is from RefSeq and is a predicted model, not a curated record. Lineage: Eukaryota; Metazoa; Arthropoda; Insecta; Diptera; Drosophilidae.